This is a messenger RNA of [Torrubiella] hemipterigena, 7694 nucleotides long. Lineage: Eukaryota; Fungi; Ascomycota; Sordariomycetes; Hypocreales; Clavicipitaceae. The record is from the annotation of a GenBank genome assembly.
CGCCGCCCGCUGGGCCCUUGUACCUGUGUGCCUGCAUUGUGAUGUGUGUGGAUGUGUGUGUGUGUGUGUGUAUUGGUUGCGCCGCGCGCGCUUGUUUGUCUCUUCUCUCGUCUCUUGGACUGCUUUCUUUUCUUUUUCUUCUUUUUCAAUCCGUCGAUUCCUCCUCAUCACUUUCCUUUCUUUUUCCCCAAAUCAAUCUCGCUCUCUUCGAUAUCCCGUCCCACACGGACACCACCAAUCUCAUACAUCAACCACUCACAAGUUCCCCCUUCACCAGGUUGUUUCUUUUUUUGCUGCCUUUUUCGCAAGCAAGCACCCGCAUUGAUUUGCUCGCUUCCCCAAACUGGUCAUUCCCUUUCUCGGAAUAUUGCCCUUGCAAUUUUCCUUUUGGGGUUAUAAAGUCCCCAGGUUGCCGUACAUCUACAUCGCGCGAGCGCUACUCCUCCGGCAAACAUCCUUGAUCUCCCAAGCCUCCAGCUCAUCGCCAAUUCGCUGGCUGUCUAUGCUGCAACCCGAGCAUCAGUGCAAGUUCGCUUGGUUUAUAUGCGCUUGAUACCCUCCACCAGACUCCAUUCUUAAGAGUCUCAUUUAUAUUUAUCCUCUCAUUCUUCCUUUUGUUACACAUUGAUUUACUCGGCUUUGUAUCCAUUCUUUUACGGGCAUCGAUUCCAGCAACAGCCUCAGAAACACACGGCAACUUAUACAGCAAGCGUGCGACAAACGCCUCAAAACCAAACCUUUCAUUUUUAUUCAUUAGACUACCAAAGAAAUGCCUCCGUCAAGGUCCGCCUCUGUGAGGCAAGCAGUGUCCCCUGCCGUCCGCAAAGCACACUUCAGAGACGACACCAGCCUCGUUGGGCUGCGCUAUGAAAAGACGACUGCAGCCCAGCCGCCCAUUCCCAUUAUUUCACGAAGCGCCUCAGUCAGACGCCCAGCGCGCACGCUCUCUCGGUCAACCUCGUACGCCUCGCUUCACACACCCGUCGUGGUGGUGCCGCCGCGCGGAGCGUUCCUCGAGCCCCCAGUUGAAGUGCACCCUGCGCUGCGAACAGAGGCGGUCGAGGUUCGCGGGCGCAACCGAGAUUCGGGCCACGGGGCAAACACAUCGUCUUCUUCGUCAAGCAUCCCAGAGGAGAGUUGCGAUGACAUUGUCAGCGUUGCAGGCUGCGACACAGAGGGCGAUGUCACUAUGCCAGAUGCUUGUCAUAAGAGCGCCAACGAGGCCAGUUCGCAACUCGUCGAGCGUCCAUCCAACGACACCCAAGCGCAGCCUGAUGCAGAGCUCGAGCUUGUCGCUACUAAUAUGACCAGCACUGGUCUUGCUUCGCCGCCGCCGUCCGAGCCAACGUCGCCCACUACGCCCAGCCGCGCUGCGACUUUUGCUCAAAACUCGUCCUUUCUCCCCUCUACCCCGUCCCCGUCCCCUUCUCUUGCUCGUCAAAACUCCUCUGCCCGCCGCAACAAGCUCAUCAAGAGAUCGUCGUCUUCGUCUGCUGGCAGCCGUGGCUCGUUUUGGAGACACUCGUCGCCCCCAAUGCCCUACUUCCAGACCAUGCCGACCGUGGAGCGGGGCUCGCCCAACGCCCCAGCCACUAAGCCACUCCGCCAACCCUCCAUGUGGCCAACAGCUUACUCCUUUAACAACAACGCCUCCAGCGACGUCGACGCCCCUGACUAUCCUUCUUUCUCUCCCCUCGGCAUUUCUAUCCCCAGCCAGAACUUUGUCGAUGACGACUUGUUCACAAACCUAAACUUUUCCCAGCGAGGCAGUAUUAUGGGAUUUGGCGGCGCCAUGGGCCUCAAUCCGCAUCUCGCCAGUGGCAUCGCCCCCUUUGACAGCAGCAGUGCUCAGGCGCAAGUCUACGACGACGAGUCCUACACAUACACAACACCCACGCAGACUACUACAUCGGCUGGCUCCGACGUCAACUCCCUCUCCCAGGACGACGCCUCGAGUGCCCUCCACCCAGUAGUUACUGCGCGCGGCAACCCUGCUGCUCCCCCCGCCCCCGACGCUCGCGUCCCGACAACCGACGCCGAGCUAGAGUCUCAAAAGGUGAGAUCGCUCUAUGAAGCGGGCGAUGCCAUCAGUUGGGAAGACGGCGCAAGACACUCCUUCUGCGAUCACUUGGACUCCACACCAGAAGUCCUCGCAGAAGAUGAAGACCAUGUCCCAAGAAACGAAGGCCUUCCCGCUCUCGCUCCCGUUCCCGAGCUGUGUAUUCCAAGAUCCGCCGGCUCCUCAUCCCAUCACCACGAUACCGCGAAGAGUGAAACCGGGCCGGGCGACGGCCUUGAGGACUGGGAAGACGUUGAUAAUGCCUUGAUAGACCGCUAUGGCUUUAUUACUGUGCCGCGCAUCCGCUCCCGCGCCGGCACUCCGACCGAGCUCAAGUCGGCGCAGUUUUCCCCUAGAAGGCGAAACGUGCUCCAAAAAAGAGAUCCCAUGGGCUUUACAAGCGGCCAAGGCGCAAGGCGAAUGCCUAGCAGGAAAGUAUCCGCUCGCUCUCUGAAUACCCAGCACUCCCACGCAUCAGUAGUCUCUUUUCGCUCGUCGCGCUCUGUUCUCCGACAAGCCGGCAACAUGUUCCCUCACAACCGCAGUCGUCGCUGGAUGGACGAGGCCGGUGACAUGCUCACCGUAGCGCCCAACUUGCAAGACGAUGUGGAAGAGGCGCAUGUGGAAAAGAUCUCGGAGGCGAUCAAGCGUAAGGAGGUGGAACGCGCAGAGAAGUGGCGCAAGAUGGCCAAGGUAAUCCCCAAAGGCGACGAAGGCCAAGGCAUGGAGUUCGAGUUUGACGUGAAGAACCCAAAGCUCAUUGAAAGAACUUGGAAAGGCAUCCCUGACCGCUGGCGGGCUACCGCCUGGUGGGCCUUUCUAGAAUCAGCAGCAAAGGAGUCGAAAGAUGCCCAGUCAUCGCAGGAACUGAUUACAGAGUUCCACCGCCUCCAGAAUCGAUGGUCUCCAGACGACAGUCAGAUUGACCUGGAUGUUCCUAGGACAGUUGGCCGGCACGUCAUGUUCCGAAAACGGUACAGUGGUGGCCAACGCCUACUCUUUCGCGUCCUCCAUGCCCUCUCUAUACACUUCCCAGAUACGGGCUAUGUCCAAGGCAUGGCUUCGCUUGCCGCUACGCUACUCUGCUACUUUGAGGAAGAGAAGUGUUUCGUCAUGCUGGUGCGCAUGUGGCAGCUGCGAGGCCUUCAAAAGCUGUAUCUCCCUGGAGAUGCUGGCUUGGACGGGCUGAUGGCCGUACUUCAUGCGUUUGAUGCCUCAUGGCUCAACAAGGAAGUGGGCAACCGACUCAGUCAGCUUGGACUAGACACGACAGCCUAUGGCACAAGAUGGUACUUGACUCUCUUCAACCUCUCGCUUCCCUUUCCAGCGCAACUCCGCGUCUGGGACGUCUUCCUCCUUGGAGAAGGAACCCUGGCAAAACCCCCAACGCCAGCCUCUGAUCCCAAAAUGAGUGUCGAUCCCGCCCUGGACGUCCUCCACGCCACAAGCGCCGCUCUGAUCCAAGCCCUGCGCGAGGUCUUGCUCGACUCGGACUUCGAAAACGCUCUCAAGGCCUUGACAUCGCCGAUCCCCGUCAAGGACGAGGAUCUGCUGAUGAAAGUCACCAAAGCAGAGUGGAAAGCCCAUCACAGCAAGAAACGAUUUUGAGCAUUUCUUGUGCCCAUCGCGUCCUCAUUCGCCAAUCAUAAUGCUUCUGCACAAUCAACGCAACUCCUAAGCCUCCGUGCUUCUCUCAAUUCUUCAAGCAUACUCGACAAAAGUUUUACAAGCCCAGCCCCUUCCCGUCACUCUCGAAUGCCGUUUCGCCUCUUGCAUAUUUCUGUUUUCCAAUACCACCUAUCCUUACACGCAUGCACUUACUCUUUUUUUCGUUCUACAUUAUUACAUACGAAUAGAUGACAUGAUGAAGGAGGACCAAGAUUUGGUAUCCUAAUACCACGCCCUUUUCAUUGUAAAAUCGGCUUCUUGUUUGUUUUUGUCUUUUUAUACCCCAUUCCUUAUCUAUGAGUAGUCGCAGGAUACCGACUACAUAGUUACUGUCUUUCAUUGUUAUGCAUGUGCCAUUAUGGCGUGUGCCGUUCCUUUGUCUUUUUUUACUGCAUGAUAAAGAAAGCAACCUGAAUUAUCAGUGCUGCUAGCUAAUUGGUUUAAUACACACAAAGUUUAUUUGUCACAUUCACUGCCUUUCGUGAUAUAUAAAAGACGCAAAAUCGGUUGCGGUUGGAGCUUAUGCAGCACACAAAGUUUGGGAAUUAAAUAUGACAGCACGCUCGCUAUUCAAAGUUAAGCAUCAUGAAAUCAAUCGAAUCAUUUACUCUCUAAAUACUAUCUAACUUGUAUAAUAUCACAAAAGCAACGUGAGAACACCGUGGCCAAUGGGGGGCAUCCUUCAAUCUCAGGAGUCGCCCUUCACAGUACGAAAUAGAUAAAGCAAAACCUCGGCCCAGUCCAUAACAACAAAGUACAUCGUAAUUAAGCAAACAGAAAAGGACUUGGACUAGACCGUACAUGAUACAGAAAAUGAGAAAAGAUAAAAAAGUUGCAUAGUGAAUCUCAGAAUGAGCGUUCAUAAUUCGUAAACUGUUCGAAUAAUAUGCGUAAACAUAGGAGAUGUAUAGUGUUCGUUGACGUCGUGUCUGUCAUCGCUUGUUGCAAACGGAAAAUAAAGGUUAUAAAUCAAAUCACGCUGGGCAGCAGAGUUUGCUGCCAUCAUCGUUCUUCUGGAAUUCGACGCCGCGCCAUCUCCACAGACCGCUCUCGGCGACUGCGAUGGUCAAAGGGGGUUUCAAUUAUUCUUGACGGCAUCCCACCUCGCGGCUCGAUUGCAGAGCGAGGUUCCUCUUCGCGUUCCCUCGAUAGCCGAUAUGAAGGGGGCUGUUUACGGUCGUCUUGCACAUCACGGUCCCGGGAUGAGACGGACGAGUUGUCUUGGACAGGAGUGCCAGGUCGAUGUGUUGAGUCGCCACUGGCACUGAACCCGUGUCUUGGUGCUUGAUACCAGGUCACGUCACUUUUGUGGCGCUUGUGACCGCGGCGAUUUCCCUGUUGACUACUGGGCGGAUUGUUUGGCGGGUUAUUGGCAUAUUCUUGCUGGCUGAGGUUUGGCGGGGAUCUAGAUCGAUGAGUGCUGGAUGCUCGGCUAUGUUGAUAUCCAUCUCCUGCCACUUUGCGCUUCUUUUGAGACUCGCCUGUAGGAAUAAAAGAGAGCACAGGUUAGUUCAAAACGACUCCCGUUUGCGUUUAUUCUUGGACGAACCAGAAGGUGUUGCUGGUCUAUUGGAGCUGCUCCCGCCAGUUAGCGACCCAGGGGGUUGCCAAUGGUGGAAAUAAAUAGACGAGUUGCUCUCAUUAGAAGGUGCCUGCAAUACGCUACGCUGAGGUUGAUACGUCCCAGAUGCGCCGUGGCUAGAUGAACCGGACACAACAGUUCCGCUACUGGCAGAGUGGGUUAUAGCUCCAGAAACGGUCUGACCCCGCGGUCUGCCUUGAGCAUCCGGAUAUGAUGCGUAUCCUGUUGGCUGUGGCUGUGGGCCAGAGCUCACAACAGCUUGUGAAGCAUGAUAUUGCCCAGGUUGAACACCGUCCCUCAAUGGCUCUGGAGACGCCGCGCGUUGAGCUGGUAACAGUUGUGGGGGAUGUCCCUGCUGAGGUGGUAAAAGUGACUGUGCCCAGUCGAUCGCUGCUUGAGGUAGAACUCCUCCUCCCAUGCCUGCAAAGACCAAUGGCACCAUGGGAGGUGGGAUACCCCCACCCAGAGAAGCCCUCAGUAUAUCCAUUUCUAUUUUUCGUUGCUCAAGUCGUAGGCUCUCUUGGCGUGUCUUUUCCUCUUCCUGCUUUGUCUUUUCUUCUUCCGUCUUUGCAACAAGCCAAGUGCGCAUAGACUCAUCCCCGCCUUGCCAGUGGGGAGAGUGUUGGGCAGACUGUGGCGGUGGAGGAAGCGACGACGAGCCCCAAGAAUCUCUCUGAUGAUGACUAUGAGCUGGUGGUGGCAUUGGUGGCGCAGGUUGACCAUGGUGUGGGUGAUUGACUGGUUGAGGGUGUGGUGCUUGUGCCAUUGGAGGGGGAGGUUGUUGCUGUGAUAGUGCCAGGGCAGCUGGAGGGGGCAACCCUCGAGCAUGGGUGUUUGCCAUAGUCUCUCCUCCGUAACUAUAACUUCUAGGUAUUCGAGCUGACUCAGACGAAGAGUAUGAAUAUCGAUCUAGCCGAGAAGCCGAAUCAAAAGAGUCUGGUGGUGUGGUUGGUUGCUCAUGGGCUGGCCUCGAGGCUGCCGUAUAUUCCUGAUGGCUUGUAAGUUUCAUGGUGUUAUUAUAAUACAGAAUUUCGAAAUGUGAAACGACGGUGCAAGACAGAAGUAGAGGUAUAAAAGCAAUGCAAGAGGACUAGAAGAAUACAAUAUGUGCCAGCCAAGCAAAAGAGGAGAUAUAUAUCAGACGUGUAGUGUUCAACAAGAGACAGGAAACAAAUCAGGGAGCAUAGCAUAAAUAGGAAAGAGGAAAAGAUCUGGAAGAGUAGCCAAGCAAAUGGGAUGGAACAAUAUAAAUCAAAACAACAAUGCAUUAGAAUAACCGUCAAAGGGGUCAGUCGCCUACCUUUAAGCUGGACCCUAUUUUAACCAGUAGUUGGGCUGCGCGGAGCGCCUGCGCUUGUGUCGAAACGUGGGCGAGGCUUGUUGGGUGGUAGCGAGAAUGGAGGACAAAGGUGGGAUGAAGCUCAUUCGACCAUUGCUUUCAAUAAUGGGGUUUCUCUAGGUUUAAUGAGGCAAAAGGCGACCUGAAACGACCAAAAGGUUUGGCAGGGUGGUCGAUUUCGGGGAUAGGGUCGAUGGAGCAGAUGGGGUCGUCAGGGUUGCUUCGGAUGCUGCGUUUCCCCUUGCAAAGCCACUAGCUCUAGAAAGCUUAGUCGUGCCUGAAUUGGGAAUAAGACGACUUGGACGAGUCGACCUCAAUUCAUACGCGAGUAUUUUUCUGUGGUUUGCACGUGUAGACAACUUGGCGGCAGUAUCGACGGCGGUGCUACUAAAAAGACAAAAGGGUGUGCUAGAACAGCUGCAGCCCUGAGAGUCUCAAUCUCAAAUUAGAAAUAACCGGGUCGAGGAAAUGUGAAAGAUUUGCAAGGUUGUCUUGCAGGAAAGAGACGGAUCGAGCAUAUAUAUGCGCCGAGAGUAAAGAGAUUCCAAGGGGGUUGCUGCAAGUUGAGAUUGCAGAUUGGCGAUGUAAGAAGUCAACCGAUCUUUGGUAUCGGCGAGGAAACGACGUGACAAAAGAAACGAGUUUGAAUUUGCAAAGGGACGCAAUAAGGGGCCAGUGUAGUGACUAGGACGAAGAAAAGAAGAAAACAAAACGAGCCCCGUCUACCUGAACACGCACGAGGGAAACGGUCUAGCUUGACGCUGAGGGUCGCCUGGCGGGUCGCGUGGUGGUGGCCGGUUUGGAUAGCUGGUCUGAUUCCACUACCUAGUUAAGACAAAAGGUGUCUUCUCUAAAGAGUACGGACUGUCGGACUGUCAAGAACUAGCUAAAGGGGUCGAGGUGAGGCGUAUGUGCUGCUAGGUAGGAAAUAUCUUGGGUCUCGCGGUGAGUUGAGGUGAAAGCCCGGGGGAGGGGCGUGGUUAAAAAAGGAGGACAAAGGGAAUCGAGAAGGGGUGAGCAAAAGAACGAAACGGGGAGUAGGGGAC